AUGGCCUGGCUGCCAGCACUGUCCUUGGCUGCCUUCGUGAUUUACAUGGCAGAUCACUUGGGUGGUUGGCUCUCAGUGCGGCUCAGCUCCUUUCGGGAAGACAGUGUUCCAAGUAUGAAAGGCAAGGUAGUCGUGGUCACUGGUGGCAACGCUGGCAUUGGUUGGCACACGGUGCGCUUGCUGGCGGCCGCAGGGGCCAAGGUGAUUCUGGCCUGUCGAGCGGUCCAGAAGGGAUUUGAGCAGGUGCAGACACUCCCGCCGGAGGUUGCGCAGCAGGUAGAAGUGAUGGAGCUUGACCUGGCGGUCUUCGAGUCAAUUGUGGCAUUUUCCAGAAGGUUUCAGGAAAAGUACCAGCAGCUGCAUGUGCUUGUUCUGAACGCGGGGCUUGCCAAGACAUUCCUUGGCAGUGCUGGCUGGAAGUUGACGCCAGAGGGUUUGGAGGAGAUGGUGGGGGUCUCUUUCCUGGGCCACUACCUGCUGUGCCGGCUUCUGUUGCCUGUGCUCCGGCACGGGCACAGCCGGGUCAUCGGGCAGAGCUCUGUGGCCAUGGCCAAUAGCUAUUUGCGGGGCAUUGAUCCAAAGAGCUGGACCUCGAAGCCGCAGGACUACCAUGAUUGGAAGCAGUAUGGUCAGGCCAAGUUGGCGAUGCGCCUCUUCAUGACAGAGUUGCAACGGCGAGAGCCGGGGGUCUUGUGCUUGGCCAACCACCCUGGAGUGGUCGAGAACACCAGUUUGAUGCAUCCGCAGGGUGCAGGAAUCGUGGAGAGAUGGUACGAUGCUUUGCUGUUCAAGCUUUGGGGCAUGCGUGCCGCAGAUGGUGGCCUCCAAACUGCUUGGCUGGCAUCCACCGCUGCGGAGCAGCUGCAAGGAGGGGCUUGCUACAAACCCAUUGGCCGAGAAAGGCGCUUCAUCUCCGAUCCCCUGCAGCGCCUGGGAAACCUGCAAGCUCCGCUGCCCAUGCGCACGGACUUCCCAACUCUUUGGACGGAUGCUGAGAAUGUCGUCAAUGAGAGGGCAGGUGAAAUCAAACAGUGCUACACCUUGAGUAGUGAAAAGCUCGGCGAGGGCGGCUUUGGCUACGUCACAAAGGGCAGAAGUCUGGAGACUGGGAGUCACUACGCCGUGAAGAAAGUCUCCAAGGCGAAAGCCAAGCAGCGGCGGGUGCAAGUCCGGAGCGAGAUCGAUGUCAUGAAGCUGACGGACCACCCCAACGUGGUGACGCUGCAUGAAACUUUUGAGGACAAGUCACAUCUGUACUUGGUGAUGGAGCUUUGUGGUGGAGGAGAUUUGGACAAGCACAUGCAGAGGCAGAAAGGCCCUUACAGCGAACAUCAGGCAGCAAUCCUCAUGGAGCAGAUCCUCAAAUCUGUGAGCUACUUGCACGACUGUAAGGGUAUUUGCCAUCGAGAUCUCAAACCACACAACUUCUUGUUUUUGCGCCAGGCGCCAGUCGAGGCCAAUGUGUUGAAACUGGCUGAUUUUGGCUUGGCGUGCAGCUUUCAGCCCGGAGAGGUACUGAGCAGCAAAGUGGGCACCGUCUUGUACUGCUCACCGCAGGUGCUGGGUGGCGUGUACGACAGCUCUGCAGACCUCUGGAGUUGUGGGGUGAUCAUGUAUAUGCUCUUGGGUCACGAGUUGCCCUUCAGCGGCAAGAAUGAUGCGGAGGUGGCCAAAAGCGUCCGCAAGGGCAACUACGCCUUCAGCGAUCCCGUGUGGCUCUCCGUGUCCGAGGACGGCAAAGACCUCAUCCGGAAGACGCUGAAGUUCCAGCCCUUCGAUCGCGCCACCGCCUCACAGGCGCGGCAGCAUGUGUGGUUCAGCUUUGCCGCCCCUGAGCUGCGGAGCGCUUGUGCAUUGAGGGCCUCAGUGCUGUCAGAUUUGCUGCGCUUCUCGGCGCGGAGCGCCUUCCAGCGGGCUGCCUUGCGAGCGGUGGCGAUGCAGCUGAGCCAGGAGGAGGUGGAGCCCUUGUGGCGCGACUUCUCAGCACUGGACGUGAAGGGCUGUGGCCUCGUAGGAGCUGCGGAGCUCCAGGAGUUGCUGCAAUCUGGCACGCUCGAUGCUGUUGAAGAAGACCUGUGGAAGGUUGGGGCGGAAUUGGCCAAGAUUGCUGGAUUUUCACGAAAGCUUGCUGCCUGGGAAUCCGAUUCUUUCGGAAUUGGGCAAAGCGCUCUUGAGCUGGUUCAAAAGUCCGUCCUACCGACUUUGGUAGCGGAGCCCCGGCCGUCCGGGGUUCCUGCUUUCGCCAUUGGCCGCCUGGCGCCUUCGGCGCCGCCCGGCGCGAUCCCGGGCCCGCUGCGCUGCCCGCGCUGCUUCGCUCUCGUCGCCGCCACGACGACGAUCCUUUUUUGCUGUCUCACAAAUUUGGCCAUUUUGGUCCUGUGCAUUUGUUCUUCGGCUCCGAGGGCACCUGUGAAAGCAGCCAAUUUUGCGCCCGUGAAAGCCCCCGAGUACACGACCCUGGAGGUGAUUGACCUGCACUCCAUCUUCCUGAAUCAGACGCUGACCAUUGACAUCUCCCUGAAUUUGCAGGACUACCCGAUUCAGGACACCUUCACGUACCGGGACUUUGCCCGUGAUCUGUUCACGAUGGACCUGUAUACCGAUCAGGCCGCCGAGUUCUUCUCCACGCCAUCCUCGUCAUGGAACACCAUGGACUAUGACACCUACUAUGACGACUGGUCAUGGCAAGAUGACCCCUGGCAAGCCUAUCCAGAAGUGGACCCCUGGACCGGCUAUGCAGAGGAUGAAUGGUGGCAAGAAGAUGAUUCCUGGUCGCCUACGGCAUCAGAAUGGCACACCCCUGAGGAGUAUGUCAUCCAUGACGACCAGCAUGAGACAGAGCAAGCUGCUGAAGCCCCUGAGACCUACUAUGAGGACGAGGACUACUACCAGCAGAAGAGUGGCUGUCAUGUCUGUGGCAGUCGAUGGCACAUGGCCGCACAGUGUCCCGUCAGAGACAAAGGAAAAGGCGGCUAUGGAGGAGGAAAAUCCUCCUGGAGGCCAAAAGGCAAAGGCAAAGGAAAAGGAAAGAAAGGCAAGGGCAAAAGCAAGUCAUUCAAGGGCAAAGGCAAGUUCAAAGGUGGCAAUAAGGGCUACUUCAACGACAUUGACUACAGUGCCCAACGAAGUCAACCUGAACAAGGACUUUCUCGGAGUCCUCCAGCUUCAUCAUCUUUUACCACUGAGGUGAAGCCCAUCCAUAUGACACCACCGAGGAUUGGAGAGUUGCUUCCUUGGCAAGAGAAGAAAGUGACCUUUGCCGAAGAUCAAGAAGAUGAAGAAGCUCCAGCUCCAUCUGAGCCAGACCGGAACGUCAGUGGAGCACUCAUGGGACACGAGUUCGAUCUCUUCAAGAUGAUCACCCGCUGA
Molecule: messenger RNA, 3369 nt
Organism: Durusdinium trenchii
Lineage: Eukaryota; Dinophyceae; Suessiales; Symbiodiniaceae
Source: the annotation of a GenBank genome assembly